CUAUUCAAUGAAGUGAUCACUUUUUGUUGUAUAUUUUUGAUUAAAAACAUGGUUGGAGGUCGUCGUAUUCCUGGCAAAAAUAAUUUUUGUGGAAGGAAUUGGUGUGUCUAUGAUGCUUGUGGCAUUGUUUGUGGUCUCUUCACAUGGUUACUUCUUAGCUAUGGACAGUUUUGUAUUUUAGCCAUAAUGAUGACUUCCUUUGAAGACAACAAAAUUCACCAGUCAAUUAAUUUUUUAAUUUUUGAAAUUCUUUUUGUUCUUUCUGGCGCUGCGCAUUUAAAAACAAUGUUUACUGAUCCCGGUGCUGUUCCAAAGGGUACUUUAACAGAAGAAUAUAUUGCACAAUUAGAGAAGGAACAACAAUUUAAUGGAACUGUUUUAUAUAAAUGUACAAAAUGUUCUUCAAUAAAGCCGGAAAGAGCCCAUCAUUGUUCUGUUUGUAAAAGAUGUAUAAGAAGUUUGUUUGUUUAA
Meloidogyne enterolobii is the source of this 471-nucleotide messenger RNA. Lineage: Eukaryota; Metazoa; Nematoda; Chromadorea; Rhabditida; Meloidogynidae. The record is from the annotation of a GenBank genome assembly.